Messenger RNA from Cotesia congregata, 1350 nucleotides. NCBI's taxonomy places the organism in Eukaryota, Metazoa, Arthropoda, Insecta, Hymenoptera, Braconidae. The record is from the annotation of a GenBank genome assembly.
AUGCGAGAAGAUAGUCUGAGCCGAUUAGUGACCCUCAUUUAUGACGAGUCCGGUUCAACCACUCAGUCCGGUAAAUUCCCAGGGAUGAUGAAACUUCGGACAAUUCUGCUGGCGAGCCCAGGUAGUCCAACAGUGGUCGGAAAGGACGAGUACCUGAGUAGGAGCACAGUUAGGACCCAACGUAUAAAAAACGGAGAGUUGUCAAAGGAUGCUGUUCUUACGAUACCACCGAUUGAAUUUGAGCCUUAUUAUUCAUUUGAUUUUCCCAAAAGUGAACGCAAUAAAUCGCUACCAAUCCUCCAUUUUGCGAUAGGCUUUGAUGAUAAAAAAAUGAUAGACUAUUUGUUAAGUUUCCAUCAAACGGUAGAUAAAAUACAACCAGCGUUGCUGUUUGCUAUAAAACACAGCGAAAUAAAUAUUGUCGAAAAAUUAUUAGCUGCUGGUGGAAAUAUCAAUGAUCCAAUGCUAUUCUCAACAGCCAUUUAUAAUAAUCGUAUUGAGAUAGCGAAUUUUUUGAUCGAUCAAGGAGCUCUAUGUGAUUCCAAAAUAUCUUUUGAAGGAUGUUCGUCGUUAGUAAUAGCUGCCAAACAUAAUUAUGUUAAUUUAAUGAAAAUCCUGAUUGAUAAUGGGGCUGAUGUCAACUUCCUAUCUUCGAAUCGCGGUAAAAAUUCUACAUGGACACCUUUGAUGGCUGCGUGUAGCACAAGUGCAAGAGAAGCAAUAGAAAUUCUCCUAAACCAUCCAAAUAUUGAUGUCAAUAUUGUCGACCAUAAUCGUGAAAACUGUAAUUUUUAUAUUAAUACUCUCAGUUCGAUGAGCAAGAUUAAUCAUAACUUGCUGUUGAAUACUAAUAUUAAUAUCAAUAUCAGGAACAUUAACGGGAAGUUACUGAUAGAAUCUUCCCCAUCUCUUGCGCUGAUUUUUCAUAUUGUUGCACUGAUGGUCGCGGGACUCGACGUCUCCGAAAGAAACAUCGAAGCUUCUGGUGCCCGAAUAUACAAGAAAUUACAAGCUAAAUACUUACAAGAGAUUGAAUUGCUAAAGAGCACCAAAGAAUUGAUGACCAACUGGUCCUGCUUCAGGAUUCUUCGUACAUCUCAACAUCUACUGGCUUUACGCUUCAAGCAUCUUCAAAUUCCGGAACAUCAAGGAGAAGAAUGGAGCGAAAAGUUUCCAAUUUAUGGGAAAAUGCUUGCAUUUAACUUCAAGAAAGCUCUUCAAAGGAAGAUUUUGCUUAAAAAAACAGACCAGGUGCUUUUUGAUAUCUUAUAUCGGAAACUGCCAGCCACUUUUAUCAAUGAUUUGUACCAUUAUAUGAGUAACUAUAAUUUAUCUAAAUUAGUUGAGUAA